AUGGCCUCGACAGGCCUCCAGCUCCUUGCUUUCAUCCUGGCCUUCUGUGGGGUCUCUGGGGUGCUGGCGGCCACCGUGCUGCCCAACUGGAAGGUGAGCAUGGACUCGGGCUCCAACAUCAUCAUGUCCAUCAUCCAGCUGCAAGGGCUGUGGAUGGACUGCACGUGCUACAGCACCGGCAUGUUCAGCUGCACCCUCAAGUACUCCGUCCUGUCCCUCCCCACGCACGUGCAGGCUGCUCGGGCCACCAUGGUCCUGGCCUGUGUCCUGUCUGCUUUGGGGAUCUGCACUUCCACAGUGGGGAUGCAAUGCAUUCGCUUAGGAGGGGACAGAGAAACCAAGAGUCACGCUUCCUUUGCUGGAGGCCUCUGCCUCAUGUCUGCAGGGAUCUCGGGUCUAAUACCGACAGUGUGGUACACGAAGGAGAUCAUCGCAGACUUUCUGGAUCUGGCAGUGCCGGAAAGCCACAAACACGAGCCCGGAGGAGCCGUCUACAUCGGAUUCAUUGCGGCCAUGCUGCUGCUGAUCGCUGGCAUCAUUUUCUGCACUUCUUGCAUGAAAAAGGACCCAGAGGCGUGGCUCUCCCCACCCCCGCAGCAGCACCCCCGCACCACAAAGCCAAAGGGCAGGUCAGCUUACCACCUGAAGGACUAUGUGUGA
Molecule: messenger RNA, 660 nt
Organism: Molossus molossus (Pallas's mastiff bat)
Lineage: Eukaryota; Metazoa; Chordata; Mammalia; Chiroptera; Molossidae
Gene: CLDN20
Product: claudin 20
Exons: 1
Coding region: 1-660 (219 amino acids)
Biological process (GO): cell adhesion; bicellular tight junction assembly
Cellular component (GO): plasma membrane; bicellular tight junction
Molecular function (GO): structural molecule activity
Source: RefSeq, a predicted model, not a curated record